CCCAUCCGUAACCUCAAAGGGACAACAUGGGUUCGGGGACAGACAAGAGGGCUGGGCUCAGGGACUCUACCUGGUCAGAAGACCAGGAUCAGAUAGAAGGAUCUGGAAGCUGAGCUUUCCCGGCCAAGGAGAGAAACCUGCACAGCGUCCUCCUGAGCCUCCCUUUCCUGGCCUUCUAGGGAAAGAAGAAGAGCCUGUCAGUCCUGGAGGGCCUGGGCUUCCGCGUGGGCCAGGCUCUGGGUGAGAGGCUGCCCCGGGAGACGCUGGCCUUUAGAGAGGAGCUGGAUGCCCUCAAGUUCCUGUGCAAAGACCUGUGGGCUGCCAUGUUCCAAAAGCACAUAGAUGGACUCCGCACCAACCACCAGGGGACCUACGUGCUGCAGGACAACAGCUUCCCCCUCCUCGUCACCAUGGGCUCGGGGUCACAGUAUCUAGAGGAAGCUCCCAAGUUCCUGGCCUUCACCUGCGGCCUUCUGUGCGGCGCCCUCCAUACGCUGGGCUUCCAGAGCCUGGUCACCGCCUCUGUGGCUGCCCUGCCCGCCUGUAAGUUCCAGGUGGUGAUCCAGAAGUCCUGAGGACCCCAGGCUUGCCCUGCCCGACCUCAGCCUCAGGAGACUGGUACUUUGGCCCCGUCCAGGUGGUCACCUUUGCAGGUGGCUUUGAAGCUGGAAUUCACAGGCUCUGAGGUGAUCGUAUGCUUCAGACGAGGGAAUGAAAGGAACUGGAGGGUCCCAGGAGGCAAAACCGUCCAAUGACUUCAGAAUGGGCAUGGAGGGACAUUAAGGCCUCCAUCACCCAGAUGGCGAGUGCUCAAUAAAGUUCUUUAUGUGGAAA
Molecule: messenger RNA, 834 nt
Organism: Peromyscus eremicus (cactus mouse)
Lineage: Eukaryota; Metazoa; Chordata; Mammalia; Rodentia; Cricetidae
Gene: Trappc6a
Product: trafficking protein particle complex subunit 6A
Exons: 5
Coding region: 324-575 (83 amino acids)
Biological process (GO): endoplasmic reticulum to Golgi vesicle-mediated transport; regulation of GTPase activity
Cellular component (GO): cis-Golgi network; trans-Golgi network; TRAPP complex
Source: RefSeq, a predicted model, not a curated record